Messenger RNA from Carlito syrichta (Philippine tarsier), 1060 nucleotides. It is a transcript of the gene EFCAB2, whose product is annotated as EF-hand calcium binding domain 2. The transcript has 7 exons. NCBI's taxonomy places the organism in Eukaryota, Metazoa, Chordata, Mammalia, Primates, Tarsiidae. The coding region runs from base 101 to 589 and encodes 162 amino acids. The record is from RefSeq and is a predicted model, not a curated record. Gene Ontology annotation, molecular function: calcium ion binding.
UUCUGAGCGGCCCCUCCCAGCCGCGGGCACCGGAGGGGGCAAGGACGCCGUGACCGAGGCUAACGCUAGGCAUCUCCCAGGCGACGGGCCCCGCAACAAGAUGGCGGAAGAGAAAGAGAGGGAAGAGUUAGCAGCAGCAGAAUUUCAUAAAAAAAUCAAAGAGGCAUUUGAAGUGUUUGACCAUGAGUCAAAUAAUACAGUGGAUGUGAGGGAGAUUGGAACAAUUAUCAGGUCAUUAGGAUGCUGCCCUAGUGAAGGAGAGCUACAUGAUCUGAUUGCAGAGGUAGAGGAAGAAGAACCCACUGGAUAUAUUCGUUUCGAAAAAUUUCUUCCAGUGAUGACCCAAGUACUACUAGAAAGAAAAUACAGACCAAUUCCAGAAGAUGUUCUUCUUCGAGCUUUUGAGGUUUUAGAUUCAGCUAAACAUGGGUUUCUUACGAAGGAAGAGCUGAUCAAGUAUAUGACUGAAGAAGGUGAGCCUUUUUCUCAAGAAGAAAUGGAAGAAAUGUUGUCUGCUGCAAUUGAUCCAGAAUCAAAUUCAAUUCAUUACAAGGACUAUAUAACAAUGAUGGCAAUAGAUGAAAAUUAAAUGUUCUAAAGAUAAUUUCUUAUUGAAAGGACAGUUUUUAAAAUUGCUUGUUCUUGUUAAUUUCACAUUUUGUCUUGUAAUUUCUAUAUCUAAUAUUUAAUACCUUGUGACAACUGUUUCAAGGUUUUUUUGUUUUUAAAGGUGAUCAUAACAAUUUAAAACAAAUUUAUUUAGUGUGUCUAGCCUUAUGGAAUGACAAACUGCUAUUAUUUGAAAACUAUUCUUAAAACACUUUAACAUUAAAAUGGAUUGUUGUUUAUCUUCUAUGAUAAAACUCAGGUUACCUUCAAAUUAAUUAAACUGACAAGAAAGAAUAAUUAUAACGGCCCACGAUUUGGCAUAUGAAGAUCUUGAGGGGGGCAGAAUGACCACCAACUAAAAAUUACUAACAAUUUGAUGAAGGCUUCUUUUUAAAACAACAAACACUUCAGCAAUCAGAAUGUGGAAGGAGAGUUAUUGAAAUGAAUGUUA